Ipomoea triloba (trilobed morning glory) is the source of this 2016-nucleotide messenger RNA. RefSeq lists its product as uncharacterized. The record is from RefSeq and is a predicted model, not a curated record. Lineage: Eukaryota; Viridiplantae; Streptophyta; Magnoliopsida; Solanales; Convolvulaceae. The transcript is spliced from 3 exons. Bases 1 to 2016 code for a protein of 671 amino acids.
AUGGUCAUGAUAAUCAACAACAAGAUAAAACCUCCCGGGGGAGAACCAAUCUGGUCGUGGUACUCGAGAGCAGAGCAACUAGACUACCUGAAAGGGUUUCUCAAACCACUUGCAUUCGAGAAAGGAGAAACAGCUAAGGCCAAGGAUCCUGAGGAUAUAAUUGUUCUAUCAGAUACUGAGGAUGAAAUUAAUCCAGAAAAUGUCACUGUAGAAAAACCUAUGCCCUUAGUCUCUGUAAAACAAGAACCAAUAGAUGAUGAACAUGAAAAAUUGUCUGUUCCUGAUAAAAAUCUACCCGUGCCUGAUAAUGUCAACCCAGAGUCUGCUGUAGUAUAUGGUCCUCAUCAACUUGAACCUCCUGCUUCCCUUUUCACCAAACUCAACUUGUUUAACAUCAUGGAUGAACACAUAAGAUCAACCUCUCUCACAAAUAGACUGUCUAUUCCCCUGAAUAUCCUACAAAGCACAAAACCCACACAAGAUCAAAUUCUGUCUCUACCAUCACCACAAACCACACAAGCAGAAAUCCCUGAGCAUCAAAAUCCUGAAAAUCCUCUCCCCAUCCAGUCAGAAAACUCUCAUACUGAUGAAACUAGAUUUGAACCUCAAUCUGAACCAAAUCCUGAAACAACACCUACCAACCCCAUUGAUGAUUCUCCAUUAGACUUUGAGUUUGAAACAGGAAAUCCUCCAGAAUUACAAGUUGCAGAAUCGAUUGAUGAAGAAGACAAUCUGCCUUUGUCCCAAGUGAAGAAGAACCAAGAAAAGGCUAAAGGAAAGAAGAAGAUACAAAAAGAACAAGUGGACAAAAAUCCUGUGGCAAAAAUUCAAGUCUUUUCCGCCCCUGUCACAAGGCGAAAAACCAGUAAGAAGAGAAAGAAGAACACCACUCGAACUCAGCAAUCUGAAAGCCAGCCGGAUGUCUCUGCCGUAACACCUCUUAAAGUAAUCACCCCUCAAUUCUUAUCUGAUGAGUAUGCUGCAAGAUGGGACUCAACAAACAAAAGGAAAAUCCUGAGCGAAAGGUAUCUUGAUGUUGAAAAGUUCAAGUCUCAGUGCCAACUCAUGCCAGUGUUUGAGAAGUUAAACCUUGUCAAGUCUGUAACAACUCAAACGAGCUAUCCACCUAUUGCCAUAAAAGAAUUUUAUGCAAACCUUCUAAAGACUAUCAAGGAGGCUGGCUCACAAGUUUAUGGACGUGUUUGGCUGAGAGGAAACGAAUACAAUUUUGACACACGUACCAUCAAUCUGUAUCUGGGCAUAGAUGCAAGUGACAUUGAGGACCCUGUUAUUGGUGCAAAUACAAUCACAAAGGUCAUUACAGGAGGAACAUAUAGCUAUUGGCCUGUUGAAACCAACAUGUUGCCAGCCAAAUCUCUCAUAACAAAGUAUGCUAUUCUGCACAAACUAGCCAUGACAAAUUGGAUGCCGAAUGAACACCGAGGAGGAUUAAACUUUCUUAUGGCCACCUUGAUCUACAAGAUAGGCAAAGGUAUUCAUGUCGACUUAGGUGACAUUAUCUUCAAACAUGUGACAUCUUUCAGGAAACCAGAGUCUAAGGAAAGCAAAGUAAAGCUGCCUUUUCCCUGCACAAUUUAUGGAGUUCUACGCACACAAGGGUUCAAACCAGAACCAAAUGAGCCUAUGGAAGCACCACAAGUUAGAACAAUUUAUGCUAGACUCAAACAAGGAAGUUAUGUGCUUGACAUCUUUCCAGAACAUGCAAGUAGCUCAGCCCGAGCUCUGAACCUUGAUGCACCAUUUACCAGCAAACUCACAGCCCAGCACCUUGACAAAAGCAUCAGAGAUCUUAACACGAUCAUACAGAUACUUGUUGCAAAGAGAACAAUUGAGAUGCAGUUACGUGAACAAUUGAGAUUGAGAGACCAAGAGAUGACUGCUGCUGUCACUAAAACACCCACUGAUCCAUCUACUGCACAUGAAGCUGACUCCACUGCACCUGAAGCUGAUUCCACUGCAAACGGCCAGGAGGAUGAGUCCUCAGAAUCUGAUUGA